Molecule: messenger RNA, 3133 nt
Organism: Scomber scombrus (Atlantic mackerel)
Lineage: Eukaryota; Metazoa; Chordata; Actinopteri; Scombriformes; Scombridae
Gene: phospho2
Product: phosphatase, orphan 2
Exons: 4
Coding region: 236-967 (243 amino acids)
Molecular function (GO): phosphatase activity
Source: RefSeq, a predicted model, not a curated record
GCCGGUGGACUGUUGACGGACUGUAGACAGGCUGAAGUCCGUUUGUAGUUGAUCACCUUGUUGUAUUUCAUGAAGUUGGGGUUUAGUCUUGUGCAGGAGUCACUGUAAUCCCUGUCAUUCCUCCUGAGGCUGAUCGGUGCUGUUGGAGCAGAAUCUGAGUGGAUUAACCCGGGCUGCUGCUGUAGGUCGUUUACUUGUGAAGAGAAAGGUUUCGAUCUGCCAAGUGGACAGAAAAAUGAAGACUCUGAUGGUGUUUGAUUUCGACCACACUGUGGUGGAUGACAACAGUGACACUUGGGUGAUUAGAUGUCUUCCAAGUCAGACUCUUCCUGAUGUUUUGAAGAAUUCCUACAAAAAAGGCCACUGGACUGAGUUCAUGGGAAGAGUCAUGAACUACAUAGGAGACCAGGAGGUCAGUCCUGACAGCGUCCGCAGUGUCAUGGAGACCAUCCCCUUCACAGAUGGAAUGAGAGACCUGCUGACAUUCAUAUCAGAGAAUAAAAGCACCAUUGACUGCAUAGUCGUCUCUGAUGCUAACACCAUGUUCAUAGACUGGAUCCUCCAUGCAGCAGGACUCCAGGCGGCCGUCGACCAGGUGUUCACCAACCCAGCUAAGUUCAAUGAUCUCGGGUACAUGGAGGUACAGUGCUACCACUCUCAUGACUGCGAGCGAUGCCCCGUCAACCUCUGCAAGAAAAAAGUCCUGGAGCUGUACCUGUCGGAGCAAUCUGAUCAGGGUGUGGAGUAUGGUCAGGUAUUCUAUGUGGGGGACGGUGGGAAUGAUCUCUGCCCGACUUCCUGUCUGAGAGGGCAUGAUGUUGUGAUGCCCAGGAAGGGGUACACCCUGGAGAAAAUGCUGGCCCAGCUCAAGGGUCAACAAGAUAGCGCUUCUUUGAGAGCGAGAGUCGUUGCCUGGAGCAGUGGGAUAGAAAUCCUCGAGGAGCUGAAAGCGAGUAUGCAGUCGUAGCCCGGCCUCAAUGGAUGAAUGUCGAAGUUGUAACUUGAAUAUUUCUCUUAUGUAAAAUAUUAAUCCUGCAUUGUAGCGGGCACAUGAUGCCUCCUUUGAUUGUUUUAAAAAUAUGUGUAUAAUCAAGAAAGUAUUUAUCAUUUUUAAGCACAAUUUUGAUUAUAAAUCCUUGAAAAUGGGCCAUUUGUCUAAGGAAAUGUUAUCUUCACCCAUGUAAACAGUAAAAAUCCCCUCAAACAAGGUUUACAUUCAUUAUAAUCAAAGUUUUGGUUAUUUAAUUUAGAGGUAGAGAAAAUGAAUGGAGACCACUGAGCCCAAUUAGAGAACAGAUAAACCAAAAAACAAUGUUUAUAUGUGCAGUUUAUGUUUGGACACUGGAUCAUAAUUCAACUAAAGAUUUAUUUUGUGUAGUAUUCAGUUGCUUUAAGGGAUAGUUUAUUUUAAAACUAAUAGUAUAUAGCAGGCUUGCAGGGCAUUCAAAGAAUAGUGCAACAUUUUGGGAAAGAUCCGCUGCUUAACACAAUAUAUCAGUAUAUAAAUGAACAAACAAUACAAUUAAGACAUUAGUUAAUUAGUGAGCUAAAAAGUGGAACAUGGAUUUUUAAAAUGCUAUGACAUUGCCCUCCCACCUCUGUUAAAAUUUUCACUCUGCCUUUGAUUUCUGACAUGGUCAGACAGCCCGUGGAAAGAGCUAGUCCUGAGAAAGAAAAAUGUAGUUUAAAAGUAUGAAAGUAGAAUUAGUGGUUUGGUACCUCAGGUAUUUUUCAUUUUUCAUUCUUCUAAAAACACUACAAAGGGAGCACACUUCAUCACCUUAUUUAAAGGUGCAGUGUUAGAAAUUAGUGGCAUCUGGCAGAAUGGAUUUGGCAGAAAUUGAAUAUAAUAUUCAUAAGUAUGUUUUAAUUAGUGUAUAAUCACCUGAAAAUAAGAAUUGUUGUGUUUUUGUUACCUUAGAAUGAGCCCUUUAUAUCUACAUAGGGGGCAGAUCCUCCUCCAUGGAGCCCGCCAUGUUGCACUGCCUUGUUUCUAGAAUAGCCCAGAACGGACAAACCAAACACUGGCUCUUGAAAUGGCCUUUAGCCUUUAUGUGUAUUUUGCAACCACUGUAGUUUCUCCUACACGCUUGAAAGAGGUAGGGGGUCUCUAGUUUGUUGUAAUCUGCAACCUCACCACUAGUUUUAUAUAUUGAAUUGCUGUUGUCCUUUUUUGAAGUAUUAAUGUGUCAUACUAGGAAAACACAGGUGCUCCUGAAAUGAUGAUGUGUGUAACAGUGUAACAGAAAGUCAUGACAGUGUGAAUGAAAAUGAAGCAGCUAAAUGGAAUUCAGCCAUUCUUAAUUGUAUUAUUUACAUAUGUGCUUUUCCUACUGUGCAAUGUCAAAAUAUCACAUUACCCACUGUUUGAUUUUGUCUUUAUUAGUUCCACACUUUACAUAUUGAUCUUUUGUCAUGUAACAUAUUUCACCCUCCUCGUAGUUUACCACCAGCGGGGCUGAAGUCACUAGGUUCAACCCAUGAGCAAGUUUUUCCAAUCUGUUCCUUUAUUAAUCCAUUCGCAGGAAUUUCCACAAUUUUCUUUUUUCCUUAUGAGCCCUUGGGGCCUCCAUAUUCUUAGAGUGUAUAUAUUUUUUGUUGUGUCCAUAAUAUGUCCUGCCCUCUAUCAGUGACACUCGCCAUUAUGAUGUUAUUGCCAUCUCAGGUUUGUGUUUCAUGUUGUGCUGUCUUGACUGAUUAAACCAGAUUUAAGUAAGUUAGCCUGAUCAACUCUGAGAUAGCUCUGUGCAUUAAACCUCAAGUAACUACUUAAGUUAAAUGAACAAGUAGUCAAUGCUAUGUCUUGGAAUUACAACUACAGCCGUUUUUUUUGUUUUAUUGUUUUUUACAUGAGUUAAGAAAACCUCAAUGGUAUGAGUAGGUUUCAGGUUUUACUCAGUAAUAUCAUCCAGAUAAAUAAGAAAAUUGUCUGGUUGUACUGAAAUGGCACUGGGACUUUUCUCAUAGCCAGUACACAAGCUUCUCUGGAGAAACAGUAUUGAGUUUCCAUUUUCCACUUAAGCAAGAACAUCAUCAAAUAUUAAUGGAUGUGUGUGUGUUUUUGUUUUGUUUUUGGGUUUUUUGUGAACCAGCAUGUUGGUUGAUUUCUAAUCUUGUAAUUCUAAUGAUGCAA